This is a messenger RNA of Myotis daubentonii (Daubenton's bat), 935 nucleotides long. Its product is annotated as platelet basic protein-like. Gene Ontology annotation, biological process: chemotaxis; defense response; immune response. The record is from RefSeq and is a predicted model, not a curated record. Lineage: Eukaryota; Metazoa; Chordata; Mammalia; Chiroptera; Vespertilionidae. Gene Ontology annotation, cellular component: extracellular region. Gene Ontology annotation, molecular function: chemokine activity.
GGAGUGUAUAUAAAAGACACCAGGAGAGCGUGAAAGCCACUUAGCCGCAGACUCCUUGGGAACAGUCCACCUCACGCUGAGGCCUCCAGGUUCUGGGAACAACUCAAGGUUCAUAGGUCAGUUCUCUCCGCCAUGAACCUCAGACCCAGGGCCACCUCCGCUCCUGUCUUACAGGUGUUGCUGCAGCUGUCACUGCUCCUGACUGUGAUGGUUCCCUCCACCAUUGGAGAAAGAAAGAGAAACUUAGAGGAACCUGAAGUUUCUAUCCCAGCUGCAAGUGUGGAAGGUGAGGAACUUCGCUGCACGUGUAUAACGACCACCUCUGGCAUUCAUCCCAGAAACUUCCAAAAUUUGAAGGUGUUCAGGGCAGGACCCCAUUGCCCCAAUGUCGAAGUGAUAGCCACGCUGAAGAAUGGGAAGGAAAUCUGCCUGGAUACAAAUGCUCCCGUGAUCAAAAAGAUAGUCCAGAAGAUUUUGGAAGGUGUUUCUAUCCCAGCUGUAAGUGUGGAAGGUGAGCGCUAUGCUGAACUUCGCUGCACGUGUAUAACGACCACCUCUGGCAUUCAUCCCAGAAACUUCCAAAAUUUGAAGGUGUUCAGGGCAGGACCCCAUUGCCCCGUUGUCGAAGUGAUAGCCACGCUGAAGAAUGGGAAGGAAAUCUGCCUGGAUCCAAAUGCUCGCCUGCUCAAGAAGAUAGUCCAGAAGAUUUUGGAAGGUGAUGAGUCAGCUGCUUAAUCUGUUCACUCUCUGUCAUAUCUUUUUAUCUCCCAAGAGGAGUAGGAAUCUGCAGCCUUACCUUUCUGAACUUUUUCUUUAUCCAGGAUACCUAUUCAUGCUGUAAUAAAUUUGGAUAUGUUUCCCAUUGUGUCUUAAGAAGUUGCAUUUUAUUCUGAGGAAGCUGGUUAAUAAAUAGAUGACAGAGAGAAGAUAAAAGU